Molecule: messenger RNA, 2406 nt
Organism: Hyaena hyaena (striped hyena)
Lineage: Eukaryota; Metazoa; Chordata; Mammalia; Carnivora; Hyaenidae
Gene: DNAJA2
Product: DnaJ heat shock protein family (Hsp40) member A2
Exons: 9
Coding region: 117-1355 (412 amino acids)
Biological process (GO): protein refolding; response to heat
Cellular component (GO): cytosol; cytoplasm
Molecular function (GO): ATP binding; Hsp70 protein binding
Source: RefSeq, a predicted model, not a curated record
CCCUCUUCCCCCUCGCUGUCUUCCUCGGCAUGCGCUGCCGCCGACGCCGCUGUGGGCCUGGCUGCGCUCGGUCCGCUCCGUCGCCUUCUCCUCUAAGCGUUUCCUAGCCCGCCGCCAUGGCGAACGUGGCCGACACCAAGCUGUACGACAUUCUGGGCGUCCCGCCUGGCGCCAGCGAGAACGAGCUGAAGAAGGCAUACAGAAAGUUAGCCAAGGAAUAUCAUCCUGAUAAGAAUCCAAAUGCUGGUGACAAAUUCAAAGAAAUAAGUUUUGCAUAUGAAGUGCUGUCAAAUCCUGAGAAGCGUGAAUUAUAUGACAGAUAUGGAGAACAAGGUCUUCGGGAAGGUAGCGGCGGAGGUGGUGGCAUGGAUGAUAUUUUCUCUCACAUUUUUGGUGGGGGAUUGUUCGGCUUUAUGGGCAAUCAGAGUAGAAGUCGAAAUGGCAGAAGAAGAGGAGAAGACAUGAUGCAUCCACUUAAAGUAUCUUUAGAAGAUCUAUAUAAUGGCAAGACAACCAAACUACAACUUAGCAAAAAUGUACUCUGUAGUGCAUGCAGUGGCCAAGGUGGAAAGUCUGGAGCUGUUCAGAAGUGUAGUGCUUGUCGGGGUCGAGGUGUACGCAUUAUGAUAAGACAGCUGGCUCCGGGAAUGGUACAACAGAUGCAGUCUGUGUGUUCUGACUGUAAUGGAGAAGGAGAGGUAAUUAAUGAAAAGGACCGCUGUAAAAAAUGUGAAGGCAAGAAGGUGAUUAAAGAAGUGAAGAUUCUUGAAGUCCACGUAGACAAAGGCAUGAAACAUGGACAGAGAAUUACAUUCACUGGGGAAGCAGAUCAGGCCCCAGGAGUGGAACCAGGAGACAUUGUUCUUUUGCUACAAGAGAAGGAACAUGAGGUGUUUCAGAGAGAUGGAAAUGAUUUGCACAUGACAUAUAAGAUAGGACUUGUUGAAGCUCUGUGUGGAUUUCAGUUUACAUUUAAACACCUUGAUGGACGUCAGAUUGUGGUAAAAUACCCCCCUGGAAAAGUAAUUGAACCAGGAUGUGUCCGUGUAGUUCGAGGUGAAGGAAUGCCACAAUAUCGUAAUCCCUUUGAAAAAGGUGAUCUGUAUAUAAAAUUUGAUGUGCAAUUUCCUGAAAACAACUGGAUCAACCCAGACAAGCUUUCUGAACUAGAAGACCUUCUGCCAUCUAGACCAGAAGUUCCAAACAUCAUUGGCGACACAGAGGAGGUAGAGCUUCAAGAAUUUGAUAGCACUCGGGGCUCAGGAGGUGGUCAGAGGCGUGAAGCUUAUAAUGAUAGCUCUGAUGAAGAAAGCAGCAGCCAUCAUGGACCAGGAGUGCAAUGUGCCCAUCAGUAAACUCUGCAAACAAAUUGCACAGGUGGAUUUUCUUUCCACAUUUGCUCGGUUUGCUUUCAGCCAUCCAGCUGGAGUGUCUGGUCAAUCCAGAUGAACUGAUGGACAUCUGUUGGUCUAUGUGUAACUUUUAAAAUUGGUAUAGUAUCUACAGAGUGUAUAAUUUAAACUAACCACAAAGCUUUACAUCUUCAUUUUGACUGUUCUGUAGCAGAAUAAAGCACUUGAAAGGAAACAAGACUCCCUUUCACACAUGGGUUAUAAGUUUCAGUCCUGGUAUCUGUGCUUGAUUUUUAUCAGUUUUGUGUAGAUUUUAUGUUUCAUAUUUUAAAUCCAAAUCCCACAUUGUAAAGUUUGUGUACAAUUUGUCCUGAAGCUUUGUGUUUGGCUGCACCUGCGUAAGCUGCUACAAAUAGAAUAAAGAAUUUCAUAGCCUGUAUCUAUCAUUUAGAUGCAUGGAAAAAUGGGCUUUGCACACAAUGGGUUUGGAGCUGACUGGGAACAAUGGAGAAAAUAACAUUAGCUGUGGUUGUAAAGUUUUUUUUUUCUUACCCCACCUCUUUUUUGUUUUUUGUUUUUUUACCAUCUUGUGAAAGGUUUCUAAGACUCGAUAAUAAAAAGCAGUUGGUAUAAAUUAUUCUUUGUGUCACAUUUUUAGAAGGAAGAACAUACUUUGAACUGUAAAAUGUAUCUUUAAACUGGAGAAUGUAUCCUUCAUUCUGGUUCUUCAGCAGCCCUUAAAAACCCAUUGACCUGAAGCUUAUGGCUCAGGUACAUGCCCAUUUUAUAGUUUUAAAAGACAAAACGAAAGUUUGACAUGUUGGUAAAAAACAGGCUUUAUGGCUUCAACUGAUGCUUUGUACAGUCAAGGACAUCUGAGUUCUGUGACUCAUAAGUUAUGAUCCUGAGCAUUGGGGCAAGGUUAACCUAGCCUCUGUAUUUCCCCACCACCUCCCCCUUUUAAAAAUAAGGUAACAGCAAAUCAAUAUUAGAACCAUGUCUGCAUAGAACUUGUUAAAAUGCUCUGUUUUCAUUAAAUGUUAAGUUAAAGAUU